Messenger RNA from Hibiscus syriacus, 844 nucleotides. Its product is annotated as transcription factor bHLH51-like. Bases 16 to 702 code for a protein of 228 amino acids. The record is from RefSeq and is a predicted model, not a curated record. Gene Ontology annotation, biological process: regulation of DNA-templated transcription. NCBI's taxonomy places the organism in Eukaryota, Viridiplantae, Streptophyta, Magnoliopsida, Malvales, Malvaceae. Gene Ontology annotation, molecular function: DNA-binding transcription factor activity; protein dimerization activity. The transcript is spliced from 2 exons.
CACGUUGUUGCAAAUAUGGAGAAUUGUUACCAAACCUUUCCAAUUGAAUCUUCUUCUUUCAUAGUUCCAUGGCCGAUUGAGCCUCCUUUCUCGGCUUCAAGCUCGGCCCAGUGCCACGGUUUCCCUUCGUCGGCGACGCCCGAUGCUACGACCGUUUCCAAGAGCCAUAGCGAAGCCGAGAAGCGGCGGAGGGAUCGGAUUAAUGCACAGCUUGCAGCUCUGAGGAAACUGAUCCCCAAGUCUAACAAGAUGGACAAGGCAGCGUUAUUAGGAAGUGCAAUAGAGCAAGUGAAGGAUCUAAAGCGAAAAGCAGCCGAAAUCAACAAAGUCUUCAUUCUACCGACCGAAACCGAUGAAGUAACCGUCGAUUGCGGCAUUCCCGAAGACAAGAUGUUAAUGAGGGUGUCGGUUUGUUGCGAUGAUCGGCCGGAAGUGUUUGCGGAGCUCAUCCAAGUGCUCAGAGGGCAGAGGCUAAGCAUUGUUAAUGCUGAGAUUUCAAGUGUAGGUGGAAGAAUCAAAAGCGAUUUGAUCGUUUGUGAUAAUAACAGUGAUAAAGAGGGUGCUUCGGAUUCGGCUUCGAUGACAACUUUAAAACACUCCUUGAAUGUGGCUGUAAACAGGAUUAAUGCUUUAUCAUCGGAUGCAUCCACAUCCAGAAGCAAACGACUAAGGUUGUUCUUGCCUCCACACUUUUCUCAAUGAACAAAUUAUACAUAUACACAACCAUGGUAAUUUGUCUUCAACCCGAGGUUUUCAAUUCGAUCUGAUUUUUUAGAGUUGGUUUUUUUUUUUAAAUAAAAACUGAUUCGAGUUGGUGAGGUGCUGUAAAGGGUAAUAUUGGGUC